Sapajus apella (tufted capuchin) is the source of this 2306-nucleotide messenger RNA. Its product is annotated as tumor necrosis factor receptor superfamily member 14-like. Bases 489 to 1775 code for a protein of 428 amino acids. Gene Ontology annotation, biological process: positive regulation of cytokine production involved in immune response; positive regulation of peptidyl-tyrosine phosphorylation; defense response to Gram-positive bacterium. The record is from RefSeq and is a predicted model, not a curated record. Gene Ontology annotation, cellular component: external side of plasma membrane. NCBI's taxonomy places the organism in Eukaryota, Metazoa, Chordata, Mammalia, Primates, Cebidae. Gene Ontology annotation, molecular function: protein binding. The transcript is spliced from 5 exons.
CACCCCAGCCUGCCUACCAACACCCUGCCUGGUCCCUCUGCAGUGCCCAGGCCUUCCCCCAGGGCACCAGGGAUUGCAAUUAGGCUGUGAAGGGGCCCUCCCCUUGCUGGCUGUGGCCAGUGCCACCCAAUCAGGCAGCCUGGGACGAGCCCCUAGGGCCCCAGCCUUCGGGCCACGCACUUUCUAGUCGGGGUGCGGACCUCCCAGCUCCCGCCACAGCUUCCUGUGACUGGCUACCCUGCCAGCUCUCCUGUAGAUGAGAGUGGGGCCAUCCCCAAGCUCCUUUCCACCAGACACCACUGAGUCCCCUGAAGCUGGGGCUGGACCCUGGAAGGUGGUCCCCGGGCCAAAGUCAGGACCAGGAGGGGCUCGGGGCAGUCCUGGGCCAGGCGUCUGGCAGAUGGGCUUGCUGGAGGUGGCGGCUCCUGUGUGGAGCAGGCACUGACGGGGCAAAUGGGACGUACCUGGGCAAGCACGGGUGGCGCGUGAUGGACCUGGGCCUCCAUUGGCUGCACCACGCCCAGCAGCAGAAAGGGGCCUCAGGAGCCCUGGUGCCGUCACAUGGGUCACAGGGCUCCAUGCGGUGCGGGGAGCAGGCAGUCACAAGGGACUCGCUGGUACCUGCCUUGAGGCCUGGGGCUGUGGCCGCCUCUGUGCAGAGGUCUCCCCAGCACCAGGCUCUGCGGGGCAGGGAAGCCCAGCGGGACCUCAGCCGCAGGGAGGCUGAGCAGGGUCCACAGGGAGACCUGGCAAGGCCGGCAGCCUUUGUAGUGCACGCAGCAUCUCUGCAGGGGGGGCAAGAGCUGCCCCCUCCCCUCCCAGGGGGCAGGUGGGGGCUCUGGGUCUUUCCCACCCUCCUCCCGUCACGUCACGGGACGAAGGGCUGGCGGGCAUGUGACCGAAACUGGUCAGACAGCACUAUGGCGGUUUUUAUUCGGAAGGGAAGUUUAGGCUCUUGGGCAGAGCUGAGAUGGGAACAGGAAACCCACAGGGCCCCUUUAUUCGGCAAAAAUGUCAGUCAGCACCUCGGGGUCCCUGCGUGUAUGAGUGAGGCGCGGCAAUGGCACCGAGCUCCUCUGCCGGAGGUCGUCCCACGGGCCGGGUUCCUGGACUGCUGGCCUGAGCCGAGGCACAUGGCGCCUCCUCCCUGGAGACCAGCCCCCAAAGCCGACCUCUUAAGGCUGGUGUUGUAUCUCACCUUCCUGGGAGCCCCCUGCUGCGCCCCAGCUCUGCCCUCCUGCAAAGAGGACGAGUACCCGGUGGGCACCGAGUGCUGCCCCAAGUGCAGCCCAGGUUACCGCGUGAAGCAGGUCUGCGGGGAGCUGACAGGCACAGUGUGUGAACCCUGCCCUCCAGGGACCUACAUUGCCCACCUCAAUGGCCUGAGCAAGUGUCUGAAGUGCCAAAUGUGUGACCCAGAAAUUGGGUUCCCACAUGACCCCAGGGGAGGGGGCCACCUGGAGGCUGGUGCCCGCCUGGGUGGAGGCAGACAGGGGAACCAGACCCAGGGGCAUGCCUUUGAGUUGGAGCGCAGAGCCCAGCCAUGCCGCCAGCGGCUCUGUCCCGUCAGAGCCUCGAGCCAGGCUCAGCACAGCAGGUGCUCGCCAGGCCAGGCAGGACUGCGGCUGCGGCAGGGCCUGGGCCUGCAGGGAGGCACCAGUAGCUGGGCUAGCUGUGAACAGAACAGCAGCUGGAGUGCUUUGAAGGCUUAUGCAUGGGAUUUGGGGUUCACACCUCAACCUGCAUGCCCAGUCCAGUGCCCUCCCCUCUUGUGAAAGUACCUGUCUGAUUGGGCUGAGAAUCCGGGGGUACAGCGUGCCGGUGAGGCUGCCCUCAGGAGGGUCCCAGGGCUGGGGCUGGUACCCCACCUCCAGCAGCACCUGAAGAAGGGGGCUCUCACCCUACCUGGCUGGUUUGCACAGAUGGGAAGCCUGUCUGAGGGCUGAGUGUCCAGGGUGGGCACAUAGGGCGAAGACCUGCCUGAGAGACCCUGCCCCAGGACUAGCAGUGGAAGCUCCAUGUCCUGACCAUCUGGGCAGAAGGCUGGCUUCUCCAUAAGGCCUGGCUCCCAUCAGUGAGACCCUCACAGGACCGUCCCACAGGCCCUCAUCCCACACACAGCUCAGCUGUCCCUUGGUGCCCCUCCGGGCCUCAGGUCCUCCAUGCCAGGCACCUCAUUGGUUGAGCCAGAGGUGCAGCCCGGCAGGGGACCCAGGCAGCAGUACCGGCCUCUGCACACCGUGUCCAGGACGGGGCAUCAGCACAGCCUCCCAGCCCAGCGGCUGCUCUCAGCUCCCCUUCUUGGA